UGGACCAGCAUAGCCCAUUAACCGGGGUCAGGGGAUAAAACUGGAUAUGUUACCGUAUAACCACCACAAGAAAGUAUCAGUCUUUUCUUGAAGAAGAUGAAGCAAGCUAUACUUUCAUGGAGUCAUUCACCUCCAUUUCUUCCCAAACUAUCACCAACCUCCAUUUUUUCGAAACCCCAGAAAACCCUUUUAAGGGUUUAUGCAACGGUGGAGUCACCUAAAGAGAAUCUACUAACUGCUAAAGAGAGAAGGCAAUUGAGAAAUGAGAGAAGAGAGAGCAAAACAGGUUACAAUUGGAGAGAAGAAGUUGAGGAAAAGCUUAUUAAGAAACCCAAGAAGCAAUAUAAGUCUUGGACUGAAGAGCUUAAUCUUGAUAACCUUGCCAAAUUGGGUCCUCAAUGGUGGGUUGUCAGAGUCUCCAGAGUUAAUGGUCAUGAAACUGCUGAACGGAUGGCUCGUGCUCUUGCUAGGAACUUUCCUGAUAUUGAUUUCCAGGUAUACAUUCCAUCUGUACAGGUCAAAAGGAAAUUAAAGAAUGGAACACUUUCAGUUAAGCCGAAACCCCUUUUCCCAGGAUGUGUGUUUUUGAGAUGUGUAUUGAACAAAGAAAUACAUGAUUUCAUUCGAGAAUGUGCUGGAAUUGGAGGCUUUGUUGGAUCCAAGGUUGGAAAUACAAAACGGCAGAUCAAUAAACCCAGACCUGUAGAUGAGGAUGAUCUGGAGGCCAUAUUCAAACAAGCGAAGGAAGAACAAGAGAAAGCUGAUCAAGCUUUUGAAGAAAAGGAACAAGGAGAAGGAGGUUUAGAUUCAAAGAUGACAAAAGACUCUAGUAUAGCUCCCAUUGACGACAAAGUUGUGCCCAAAAAACGAGGAAGGCAGUCUAAAAAUACUGCAGACCUUCUUGCAGUUGAUGCGUUGAGAGGAUCAGAUGAUAAAUCAUUAAUACUAGGGUCAACUAUUGAAGUUGUGUCUGGAGCCUUUGCAGGAUUUUCAGGGAUUCUUAAGAAGGUUGAUAGCAAGGCAGGAUUGGCAACUGUUGGAUUUUCUCUGUUUGGCAAGGAGACUCUAGCUGAUAUAGAUGUCAAAGAAAUUGUAACAGAGGUUGGCUGACCUGUAUAGGCUGCGGAUACUUUUUUGUCUGAGAUGGGACAAGCAAAAUAUUAUGAUGAGUCAACAGUAGGCAGCGGGAUAUUAGAGCAAAGGUCUGCAAGGGAUUAAAGCUAAGGCAUGGAUCAAGCUGAUUUGCCUAGGGGAUUGCAGAGUUAACUUGGGUAUCAAACUGCUGAUUGAGAUGCUAAUCUUUCUAACAUAAAAUCUCGACGAGUGUGAUGUUGCUGAAGAAUGAAUAUUCCGGUGCAGAUCAAAUGUCUGUAUAAAGCUAUUUGAAGUUAUAUACAUGAAUGUGUCAAAUAACAGAAGGAAAAGUGAAUGAGAAAUCUUCUUCGCUGCUUCCAAAAAUGAGAGUUGUAUUAUUUUUCCUUGUGGAUGAACAAACUCUUGUUUUUUUCCCAAGAUCUCUGUUGAGUUCAGACAUUGUUUGUUGAGACUGAGUCUGAAGCCUAUCAAUCUGUUAUGAUAUCAGUUGCAAGUUCUGGGAGUUUAAUCCAUCAUCUGAAGUAUGGGACUACUUGGACCGUGUUUAUAUA
Messenger RNA from Solanum dulcamara, 1646 nucleotides. RefSeq lists its product as uncharacterized. The record is from RefSeq and is a predicted model, not a curated record. NCBI's taxonomy places the organism in Eukaryota, Viridiplantae, Streptophyta, Magnoliopsida, Solanales, Solanaceae. Gene Ontology annotation, biological process: transcription elongation-coupled chromatin remodeling; DNA-templated transcription elongation. The transcript has 5 exons. The coding region runs from base 97 to 1110 and encodes 337 amino acids.